Lutzomyia longipalpis is the source of this 1945-nucleotide messenger RNA. RefSeq names its product organic cation transporter protein-like. Gene Ontology annotation, cellular component: membrane. The transcript is spliced from 3 exons. Gene Ontology annotation, molecular function: transmembrane transporter activity. Bases 136 to 1857 code for a protein of 573 amino acids. Gene Ontology annotation, biological process: transmembrane transport. Lineage: Eukaryota; Metazoa; Arthropoda; Insecta; Diptera; Psychodidae. The record is from RefSeq and is a predicted model, not a curated record.
UUUAUUUACGUGUCUGGAUUGUCGGAAAAUAAACGAAUUUGGUUUUUCAUUGUGAAACGUGGGAAUUUUUCAAAGGAAAACUCCAUUUCUGAAUCUUAAGAUCCUCAAGAUCGGGGUCUUUCACCUCAAAUCAAGAUGGAGGAGAAAGCAUCAAGCAGUGAAAAUGGGGCUAAAAUUGAAAUUGAUGCAAAACCUCCCCAAGAAUCAGCAACAUCGCCCAGCAGUGAUGAGAAUAAAUUCGAUUUGGACCUUUUAAUUGAUCAAAUUGGACCUUUUGGGAAAUUUCAGCUGAUUAACUACAUCAUCAUCUGCAUCCCCAUCUGCAUGGCGGCCAUGUAUACCCUGAGCUUUGCCUUCACCGCAGGUGAUCUCAACUUCCGCUGUGUUAUUCCGGAAUGUGAUGCUGCAGAUCCUUCGUACAGUGAGCCCUUUGUGAAUUUUACAAUUCCCCGGGAAAAGGAUGGAUUUUCCUUUUGCAAAAAAUUCAUCAGCAUUGCAAACGCCUCCGAUGGAAAUCAAUGUCAACCAGAGUUCUUCGACACAAGCAAUGCAGAAUGUUGCGAUGAGCACGUGUAUGAAGAAGGUGAAAAUGCCAUAAUCAAUGAAUGGGAUCUUGGGUGCAAAAAUGAGUGGAAGCUUACCCUAGUUGGUACGAUUAAUCUUGUUAGUCAUACCGUAUGCCAACCAAUUCUUGGAUAUGUUUCGGAUCGCUUUGGGCGACGUACAACCUUCAUCUUAGGACUCGUUUUGGCAGCAACUUUUGGUCUUAUUCAAUCUUUCUCCUCAAGCUACGUCAUGUUUGUUAUACUGGAAUUUCUGGCGGCUGGUUCGGGCUCCAGUGCCUACAACUGUGGCUUCAUUUUGGGAAUGGAAUUAGUUGGACCAGAGAAGUACGGAGUGGGAAACUUCAUCCUUAAUGUUUUCUUUGCCUUUGGUGAAGCCCUUCUUGGAGUUAUUGCUAUGCUUACGAAGGAUUGGCGCUGGCUACUGCGAAUUGCCUACGUUCCCGCCCUCAUUGUUAUCGCCUAUCCGUGGCUAAUUCCUGAAAGUGUUAGAUGGCUGGCAAAUAAGAAUCGCCUCAAGGAAGUUGCAGAAAUUAUUGAAUCAGCAGCCCGAAUGAAUAAGAGCAAACUUACACCAGCUGCCGUUGAAAUGCUCAAUCGUGCUAAAUCUGACGGAGGAACGCUGGAGGUAAAGGUAGAAGAUGAGCAAGAAAAGGAACUUGAGGAGACUGGCCUUAUUUCGGUUAUGAAAUCACCAAUUAUCCUAAUACGGCUGAUUAAGUGUCUUUUCUGUUGGUUUACUGCUUUCUACGUCUUCUUCUGCAUAACACUAAAUUCGGUAUCAGCAGUUGGCAAUAAGUACGUCAAUUUCAUACUUAUUUGCCUAAUUGAGAUCCCAGCUGCUGGCUUUUCUGGAAAAUUAAUGGAAAAAUUUGGAAGGCGCCUAAUACUCAGCAUUAACUUCAUUAUUUCUGGUGUAUGUGCAGUAGUCAUCAUCUUUACCGCCAAUGCUCCGACAUUUGUACAAAUUAUACUUCUUAUCUUGAGCAAAUUGUGCGUUACGAUGGCUCUACUCACAGGAUACGUCUAUACGGCUGAACUCUUUCCUACAAAGGUUCGUCUAACUCUUCUUUCGCUCUGUUCCACAUUGGGAAGUAUCGGAGGGGCUUUAGUGCCUGCAACUCUUCAUCUUGAACAAUACGUGGAUAACUUGUCAUUGAUUGCGAGUGCUGUACUAACAAUCCUUGCAGGUGUUACCAUUUUCUUUGGACCUGAAACAAUGAAUCACACACUACCUGAUACACUCCAAGAGGCUGAACAAAUUGGAAAGAAACCAAAACCAGAAAAUACCUAAUUUAUGCUUUUUGUAAAAAAAAAUUUCCAGUGAAUUCAAAUGAAACUAAAUUGCAUUAUAAUAUUUAUGAAUGAAGAAGAAAUCGAAG